Molecule: messenger RNA, 2913 nt
Organism: Ctenocephalides felis (cat flea)
Lineage: Eukaryota; Metazoa; Arthropoda; Insecta; Siphonaptera; Pulicidae
Product: sorting nexin-14-like
Exons: 19
Coding region: 25-2913 (962 amino acids)
Biological process (GO): autophagosome maturation
Cellular component (GO): late endosome
Molecular function (GO): phosphatidylinositol binding
Source: RefSeq, a predicted model, not a curated record
CAAGAUUAUUAAGAAUGUGAGAAAAUGGAUAAAAAGACAUUAAUGUUAUUAGCCGAAUAUUGGAAGGACCCUGUUGCAAAAAUUAGUAUAACAACAACUUUAACGAUAUCAGUUUUAAUUGCCUUAGUCUACAGCACUUUUUCUGCAUGUACUAUCAUCUUCUCUUACAUCUUAGGAUGCAUUGUUUGUGGCCUGAUAAUAUUAUACAAAGAUGUUAUUUUUAAGUACAUUCCACAAUUUUGUACCUUAUUUGGCUAUAGAGACUUACAGAAACCAUCAGUUCCAGGAAAAUUGAUUGAAUGCGAUUUGUGCAACAAUGGCAAAUGUUUGCGGCAUAAACCAAAGCCAAUAAAAGAACCAUGGAAUAAUUUGUAUAUACACAGAGAUUUAGAUCAUUCCAUAAAACAACUCUAUGAAAAAAUUCUUGAAAAUUUUGUUAUUGGUUGGUAUCAAGAUGUAUCAAAAGACAAAAGAUUUGAAUAUGCUGUUAAAAAAUCAUUGAAAUAUUCUACAAGUAUUGUACUACGCAGAGUAAAACAGAUUGAUUUUUCCAUACUACUGAUGGAUAAGUUACUUCCGGUGGCCUUAUCUCAUUUAUAUGGAGUUUCAAAAUCAAUGAAAUCUCGAAAAAAUAUUGAUAGUAACACUGGAGGAAAUUUUAUGAUCUGUGCCAAACCUUAUGUCCAGCAUUAUGCUUUAAAGGACAGAAAUACUGAAAUUGAAUAUAUAAGAACAAUAACUGAAAAACUAAUGCCAUUAUUAAUUGAUAAAGAAGAUCACGAAUGUAGAAACUUCAUAUCACUUAUCCGAGAAAUAUUAUCCUGUUGGGUUCUAUUGCCAUUGACUGAUUGCUUAGCUGAUCCAACUAUUAUUAACAAUAUAAUUAUCAGUAUUUUUAGCAAUACUAAGGAAUAUGACGAUGAUUUAAAAAAUAAGCAGGUUCCAUUAUUAAAAGAAUUUUAUAUUAUGCCAAAGCCUUUAACAUUUAUACAAGGAAAAUCUACUCUUGCAUUAUUAUUGAAAAAUCACAGCUUGUUGUAUUGUUUCAUGCAAUAUUUGAAAAGAACAGAUCGAAUAAAUCUAUUACAAUUUUGUUUGCACAUUGAUGAUAUGAAUAAUAUGCUAAUGAGACCAGCACCCACUGGAUUGCCAAAUUCCACAGGAAAUUCAAAAGAUAUCAAACAAAAACAUUUAGAUCGUUUGCAGAAUAGUCUGCAAUCUGUGAUGAAUGUAUAUUUGCGUAAUAAUAGCUCUGAUCAGUUAAUGCAAUUUGUUACCAUUUCACCAAAACAUCUCAAAGAUAUUGAAGCCGUAACUAAAAUGGAUCCAGAAAAGGUUGGCUUAGCUACUGUAGCUCCAAUUUAUGAAUUGUAUGAUAAAGUCUUUUCAUACUUGGAUGGUCUACUGAAUGACUUUUAUACAAGCCCUGAGUUUUUGGAAUUAACAUAUGGGCCUAAAAAUCCCGUUGAGGUGUGUAAGACUUCUAUAAACAGUUCCCUUAGACCUCGACAACAUCAAAAUCAAGCUAAUCAAUCUCCAUUACAAUUGUCUCAGACUCAAUCUCGUUUGAGCAACAUUUCAACUAAAAUUAAAGGAGCCCUGCGAGGAGGACCAGUAGAUGGUCAACUACUUCCUAACAGCUCUUUUUAUACAAUGGAAUAUACUGGACAUCAGAGUCACUAUCCCAAACUUUCAGAUUACAUUGUAAAAGUGCAUAGUGUGGAAAAUACAAAUGGAUCACAGACAUCAGAAGCAUUAUUUAGAGUGCAUUGUGAAGUGCAGAUAUAUCCUUUGCCAAACUCAAUGCUACCGAAUUAUUCUCCGAAUAAUUUUGUAACACCCCACAAUGUAAUGCAAACAGUUAAAGAGAAAUCUUUUCACACAUUAAGAAAUGAAGUGGGAAGCACUGGUGAAUGGGAUGUAUUACCAGAUGUUAGAACUCAUUCACUAGAAGAACGUAGACUAUCUUAUGAAUUAUUUCUCCAGUCAUUGGUUGCUAAUAAAUCAUUGUCUCGCAAACAACAAGAACGUGUUGCAUCAUUUCUCAUGCCACCUACUUCUUCUGGGUUAUUGUGCUCAAAUAUUGAUGGACAGCAUGAUGAAAAUAUCAUUGCUUCUGGAGGAAUGGCCAGUGAUGGAAAUAUUGGGGCAAAUUUAUACCAGUCAGUUGCCCAUAAGUUGAGAAAAGAACGCGGACAGCAUUUGCAAUGUUUUACAAGUGCACUAUUCAAAAGUGUUCAAGAAUAUGGCAGCAACGGUAACUACCCGAGUAAUACAGAAGACAUCAAUGGUAAAAAUGAAAUACUGCGUAAUUCUACACAUGCCAGUGAAAAGAUGAUUAAUAAAAGACUGUCAAAUAAUAGAUUUAGCUUGGUAUUUGGUGAUCAUUUCAGAGAGUCUCAAAGAUUUGAUGGUGAUGAAUAUUUUCACACUUCUAUGCCUUCAGUUGUUAGGGGACCAUCACAAUGUAUUUUGUUCCUAUUGGUGCGUUUGCUGAGUGCGCCGAAAUUUGUAAUACGUGUUGUAUUAGCACUAAGCAAUUUCUUCGGAACAUUUCUUGAUAAGAUAAUUAAUUGCCUAGUUCAAAGAAAAAUUGUAGAAUCGAGUGAAAUUUGUGAAAUUGGCUUAGCAAGCUUGAUAAAUAUGCUAACAGAUACAUUGUUUCCUGCAACUAAGCCAGAAAAGAUUGAAAAAUCUGUGGUAGCAUCUAAUAAUGCUUUACUAUGUGAAACUGCAAAGCAAAAACUUCACAAGUUCUCAAAUACAAAAAGGCUUAGUAAAUAUUGGCCUGAAUUGAGCAGAUGCUUACUUGAAAUGCAUCAGGCUUUGCAGCAUCCAACACUCAAUAAACAGCUGGUGUAUAGUUUGUUUGAUAUAGUUAUAACAGAAAUAUUUCCUGAGAUAUUGAACUGA